AUGGCCAAUUCAAGCGAGUUUGCUGAGAGUACCGCGUCUUUCCAGAGCUACGCAUCUGCCGUCCCCGCGGUCAAGCUGGCCUCUCUGGGGCUGAUCUCGACUGUGAGCCUCCUGGGAAACAUGGCUCUGUGCGCACUGCUGCUGAAAGACUGCUCCCUGCACCGGGCUCCCUACUAUUUCCUGUUGGACCUGUGUGUGUCUGACGUGCUGCGCACCAUCAUGUGCUUCCCUUUCACCAUGGCCUCCAUCGGUAGCGGCGGCUCCUGGCCCUACACAGUGCUCAGCUGUAAGCUAGUGGCAUUUGCCUCUGUGCUGUUCUGUUUUCACGUCGCCUUCCUCCUUUUCUGCGUCAGCGUCACACGUUAUAUGGCCAUUGCGCACCAUCGCUUUUACUCAAAGCGCAUGAACUUAUGCACGUGUGUUGCGGUCAUUUGCAUGGUGUGGACUCUGUCAGUGGCCAUGGCAUUUCCCCCUGUGUUCGACGUGGGCACGUACAAGUUUAUCCAUGAGGAGGAGCAGUGUACGUUCGAGCACCGCUACCUGAAGGCCAAUGAUACGUUGGGGUUUAUGUUGAUGCUGGCCGUCAUUGUGGGCAGCACGCAUGUGGUCUAUGUAAAGAUACUCUGUUUUGUCUAUGAUCACAGAAAGAUGAAGCCGGCACAACUGGUCCCUGCUAUCAGCCAGAACUGGACCUUUCACGGCCCUGGAGCAACAGGCCAGGCUGCAGCCAACUGGAUUGCAGGAUUUGGUCGUGGCCCCACACCGCCCACUCUGGUGGGCAUCAGACAGGCCACACAUCAGGCCACCAGGAGGUUGCUGGGACUGGAUGAGUUCAAGACGGAGAAGCGCAUUGGAAGGAUGUAUUACAUUAUCACUGUGACGUUCUUGCUCAUGUGGGCGCCCUAUAUCAGUGCUUGUUUCCUGAGGAUAUUUGUGAAGGGUGCGUCAGUGCCACCUGUGUACCUCACAGCAGCAGUGUGGAUGAGCUUUGCUCAGGCUGGGGCCAACCCCAUUAUAAGUUUUAUGUUCAACAGAGAGCUGAGGAGGGCCCUCAGAGCCUGCCUUCCCUGCUGCCUGGCCUCGCACAUUCCCAUGGAGCCAUAUUAUGCCAUCUAA
Messenger RNA from Knipowitschia caucasica, 1116 nucleotides. NCBI's taxonomy places the organism in Eukaryota, Metazoa, Chordata, Actinopteri, Gobiiformes, Gobiidae. The record is from the annotation of a GenBank genome assembly.